CAUCUUUUACUCUCUCUAUCUCUCUCUUCUCCUCUCACACCCACUAGUCUUCGAGAUCCAAGGCAUUCAAAUCAGUUACUUGACGUUAUGGAAGCAGCAGAUGAUAGAUAGAGAGAUAUCAUAAAGAGAGAGAGAGAGAAUAAAUUUGAUCGUGUGAGAGAGAGAGACAGAGAGAUGAUGUGGAGAUGGUCGUGUAUUUUCCUGAAACAGAGUCUGUCGUCGGCGGUUGGGUACAAACCGAAGGCGAAGGCGGCGUUAGGGCUGAGGGUGGUGUGUGCAUCGUUUUCAACGGAGUCGGGCGGCGGCGGAAGUGGUGGUGAUGCGGUCGGAGGAGGAGGGGAUAAUAAUAAUAGUAGUAUGUCGUUUGCGGAGGCGAAGAAGCUGAUGAGAUUGGUAAAUGUGGAAGCGUUGAAGAUGAAGCUAGGGGGUGAAGAGAAAGAGGUGAUCUGCUAUUCUGAGCUCCUCCAAGCCUGUGAGAGUAUGGGCGUUGCCAAAUCUCGCCACGAAGCUGCUGCUUUCGCCCGUGUUCUUGAUGAGGCCGGUGUUGUUCUUCUCUUCAGAGACAAAGUCUAUCUUCAUCCCGAUAAGGUGGUGGAUCUGGUUAGAAGAGCAGUGCCCCUUGCCCUGACACCUGAAGACGACCCCAGGAGGGAUGAGCUAAAGAAGCUCCAGGAGAAGAAGGAAGAAAUCGACAUGCUGGCACAUAAGCAGGUCCGGUGCAUCCUCUGGUCAGGGCUAGGGUUGGCUAUCAUGCAGGUCGGGCUCUUCUUUCGUCUUACAUUCUGGGAAUUCUCAUGGGAUGUUAUGGAGCCAAUUGCAUUUUUCACCACCACCACUGGCUUAGUCAUAGGUUAUGCCUACUUCCUGUUUACUUCGAGAGACCCAACUUACCAAGACCUAAGGAAGAGGCUUUUUCUGUCAAGGCGAAGGAAGCUCAUCAAGAGGCGCAGUUUUGAUGUGGAUAGGUUCAACGAGUUACAGAAGAAAUGCAAGUGUCCCCUAGAUGCCCAUGCCUUUCCCAAACAAAGGAUAGGAGGGUUGGAACUGGAACCAGAAGACGCUUUGCAUUAGGCGCUAACACAAAUUCUUCUAGUUAACAACCUAGCCCGCUAGCCCCUUCUAUUUUCUCCAAGGCGGCAAAUAUAUUUAUAUUAACUGGGUUCCUGAUCCCAAUUUUCUUUUGAUGCUCAGUUUCUCAAUGCUAUUUUUUUUGUUUUUUUUAACCCCAAUUGGAAAGAACUUGUGGGGAUGAAAGAUAGGUUACUGAGUUGAUUGAGAGGGUUGAGUCCCUUGUGAAAGGCCUGGAAUCCAUGCUAACUGUGUUCAUUGCCUUGGCAUUCAAUCUGUAUUUUGGCUGUUUCAACGGCUAGGAAAUUCUAAUUUUACAAACUCAAAUAGAAUAGCAUGCCUUUCUACAAAAAUGAUAAGACUUUCUUGUGAUGA
Messenger RNA from Camellia sinensis, 1443 nucleotides. RefSeq names its product calcium uniporter protein 1, mitochondrial. Gene Ontology annotation, molecular function: calcium channel activity; uniporter activity. NCBI's taxonomy places the organism in Eukaryota, Viridiplantae, Streptophyta, Magnoliopsida, Ericales, Theaceae. The record is from RefSeq and is a predicted model, not a curated record. Gene Ontology annotation, cellular component: uniplex complex. Gene Ontology annotation, biological process: mitochondrial calcium ion homeostasis; calcium import into the mitochondrion.